Molecule: messenger RNA, 727 nt
Organism: Sinocyclocheilus rhinocerous
Lineage: Eukaryota; Metazoa; Chordata; Actinopteri; Cypriniformes; Cyprinidae
Product: GTPase IMAP family member 2-like
Exons: 3
Molecular function (GO): GTP binding
Source: RefSeq, a predicted model, not a curated record
GUCAUUGAGUGCUAGAGACACGUUCCACUGUUUCUUGUAAUACAAGUCAGCAUGUUACAACUGGAGAAUGCAAAGGUGGAGCAAUCUGGUGGAGGUGACAAGAUCACUUUGGUGCUACUGGGAAAGAACAGCAAUAAGUCUAUGAUAGGCAAUGCCAUACUAAAAGUAAACCGUUUCAUAGCUGGAAACGACACGUGUACAAGAGCUGAAGAAAGAGUAGAUAAUCAGAUGGUCUGUAUCAUCAACACUCCAGACCUCUUCCAUAGAUCGCACUCAGAUCGAGAAACUGACCAUAUAGAGGAGAUAAAAACCCUAUAUCCAGGGCCACAUGCUUUUCUUCUGGUACUGCAGAACAAACAGCUCUCACACGAAGAGAUGGAGAUGUUCAGUCAGCUGAAAGUGAGAUUUGGAGAGAAAAUGGUGGAAAAUACAAUUGUAGUGCUAGCUGACAGUCAGGAGAAAAUGUCUGGAGAACUAUAUGAUCAAGCGGAUGAGAAUCUCAAAAAACUACUAGACGAGUGUGGACAGAGAAUUUGUGUUCAUGACAAGAAAAAAGAUAAUGAGCUGACCAUACAGGUAGUGAAAGAAUGGAAAAGAAUACAUGAAAAGCAGGUUAAAGAAUUAAGCAACUCCGCACCUGCUGAGAGGAUAUAUGAGGAGAUUGAUGUAUCAUAUGUAGAAAUGAAGCAAAUAAAAGAAGCGUCAUGGGUGUCUGAAAACAGCAAAG